Molecule: messenger RNA, 1402 nt
Organism: Eurytemora carolleeae
Lineage: Eukaryota; Metazoa; Arthropoda; Copepoda; Calanoida; Temoridae
Product: transmembrane protein 129
Exons: 16
Coding region: 83-1225 (380 amino acids)
Biological process (GO): protein ubiquitination
Cellular component (GO): membrane; endoplasmic reticulum
Molecular function (GO): ubiquitin protein ligase activity
Source: RefSeq, a predicted model, not a curated record
AAACCGUCUGCAUAGUACAGUCCUCUCAUAUCAAAACAAACUCAACUUCAAUUAUUCUGCAGAUUAAUUUGAACAGUGAAAAAUGUCGAUAGGUGUCGAUGCGCCGGCCACGAUUGUAUUCAGUCUCUUCUAUUUUAUAUUUUGUAUAGGUUUUGUUUACCAGAGUAAAGAGUUUGUAGGGUUGGGUCUGAGCCCGGAGAAUAUCCUGAGUAUAAAGGAUUGGGUUGGAAGCGAAGAGAUGGAUUUUGUAAACUUUCAAAUCAGAAGAAGCUGCGGUACUUUCAUACUGCACUCUUUACUCCCAUUCGGAUACUUGAUUGGCUACAGUUAUGUAACAACACAGCUAGAUGGUAACUAUUCAAGUAUGACUCUAUUUUGGAGAGCCUGGCCCCAGAUGCUAAACGGUUUGGUUGUUUCUGUUCUUAUUCCAGCUGCUCUACUUUCUCUUGUUUGGUAUUGGUAUACAACUGGUUGGAAGGAUCACCCUCUAGUAAAGAAAAUGAGAAUAUAUUCAGAGGACUGGAAAUCUUUAUCUAAAGAUCUUAACACUGAGUUUAGACGGAUAGAUAAGAUCUCCCUGUCGUUGAACCCCCUGGAGAGGUUGGUUGUGACGGACAACUGGAUUCUUCUCCUUGGGCCCUGGCCCUGGUCCCUUCAUAUAAGCCAUCAGUCGGAUUCUAGUUUAAAGCUUCUUAACUACGACAACCACAACAUAUCUACUGAGGGAGAACUAGGGGGGACUCAGUUCUUACAUAUUGAGGUUCAAAGCCGGAAGCCCGGAAUUUCUAGUUUUCGGUUCCGGUUGAAUUCCCUGGAAUAUCAAAAUCUUCAAGACAAACUUACAGAAUCAAUUCAGAAUAUCAAAAGUAUCACAAUUUACAAAACAGUUAGUGAACGAUUUUUAGAUGUUUUCAAGGAACAAGUAGCCCAGAAUGAUAAGGUAUCAGUUGCAGAUGAAUUAGAAUCAUGUAUAGGUUGUAUGGUGGAGACUGCUAAUGUAAAGCUCAACAGGAUCUGUGAAAGCAGUAGUGCUGGAGAGGGGGUAGAGGAUAGAUGUGUUAACUGUUACUGUAGACCUAUGUGGUGUAUUGACUGUCUCGGCAAAUGGUGGGCGUCCAGACAGGAUCAGAGUAAACCAGAAACAUGGCUGGGGGCUAGGUGUCCCUGCCCCACCUGCAGGAGUAUGUUUUGUAUGUUAGAUGUGAGCCUAAUAACUCCAGGAUAAUCAGAAAUUGUCCCUUUACAGAGGUUAAGUGGGCUUAUAUGGGAGGAUAAGCUUGUAAAGGGAUUCAUGUCUUAUUCACAAAUGUACCCAGUUAAACCAUUGUUGAAUUUUAAAUAUGGAAUAUAUGUCGUUUUUCACUUUUAAAAAGAUACAAAUUCUGAACACUUACCAAUUUUC